GCCUGUGACCUGAAGGUUAAGCUCAAGGGCGCUCCCGGGCAAGUCACUGAAGUUUUCCCUUUGCUCUACCUGCUGCCUUCUGCUCUCCCCUGAUUAAUCCCGAAAAAUGGAGCGAUCCACACAAGAACUUUUCCUCAACUUCAUGAUUGUCCUGAUUACUGUAUUGCUUAUGUGGCUCCUUGUGAAGUCUUAUCAGGAGUAAAAGACAAUCAGAAACUCUAGGAGGUGAUUUAAGCGUGUGUCUCCGCAGACAUAAGUAACACCCACAGCACACCGCCAUGAUUAGCUUUCAGUCAAUUGAGGAUGUCGUGAAUCUUUUUUUUACUCUCUCAUAUCUGUUGCCUGUGCUAUGUUUGUGAUGGGUCUAUGAUGGUGUAAUUAUUUUAUUCUGCAGUGAUCCAGCUGUAAAAUGUAAAAUGCAAGAUCCUUAGGAACUGUUCGAUGUGGCUGUCUCCUCCGGUAGUUACUGUGAAUGCUGUAGCCCCCUGCCCGCCACGCUGGCUUGUUUGGCGUCGGUGUUAGGUUCUCGAGGGAAUAAAACUGCAGUAUGCAAUGUAACUGUCUGUAUUAGCCAGUGUAAGAGGCACAAACUCGCUUAGCAGAAAGGAAUGUGAAACCUCUACUUUCACUUGCUCAUUUCACUUAAAUAAAGAACAUGUAAAACCA
Molecule: messenger RNA, 666 nt
Organism: Harpia harpyja (harpy eagle)
Lineage: Eukaryota; Metazoa; Chordata; Aves; Accipitriformes; Accipitridae
Gene: SLN
Product: sarcolipin
Exons: 1
Coding region: 107-202 (31 amino acids)
Cellular component (GO): membrane
Molecular function (GO): enzyme regulator activity
Source: RefSeq, a predicted model, not a curated record